Messenger RNA from Endocarpon pusillum Z07020, 1389 nucleotides. RefSeq lists its product as uncharacterized. Gene Ontology annotation, molecular function: cAMP-dependent protein kinase activity; ATP binding. The coding region runs from base 1 to 1389 and encodes 462 amino acids. Gene Ontology annotation, cellular component: nucleus; cAMP-dependent protein kinase complex. Gene Ontology annotation, biological process: peptidyl-serine phosphorylation. Lineage: Eukaryota; Fungi; Ascomycota; Eurotiomycetes; Verrucariales; Verrucariaceae. The record is from RefSeq and is a predicted model, not a curated record. The transcript has 4 exons.
AUGGCAUCUACCUCCUUCCCAACGCUGACUUACUCUAAAUCGCAAUCGCAGCCACAAACACACCCGCAUUCGCAGUCACAACUGCAGCCUCCAUCAUCAUUGCAACGCUCUUCUUCAGCUCAGCGGUACCAGACGCAACCCAUUCCGCUUUACAAAGGCUUUGCAAGGAGCGCGUCCCACCCCAUCGGCCCCGGAAAUACAAGAGAGGAUGAAAAGAACUUUAUUGCGCAUCACGGAGAGCGGCAGCAGAUCGUACCGCCGGAGAGGGUUCACCAUGAUCCAGUCAACGGGAAGCUCGGCUUCUCUUCUAAAAAGCUGAAGGUCACGGAUUUCGAGUUGAUGAAGACAUUGGGGACAGGCACUUUCGCGCGUGUCUGGCUGGCACGGCUCGCAAAUCCAAAGCACGAAGACAAGAACAAGGUGUUUGCGUUGAAAGUCUUAAAAAAGGUAGAUGUCAUCAAGCUCAAGCAGGUCGAGCAUGUACGAAAUGAACGAAAUGUACUCGCUGCGGUUGCCGGCUAUCCUCUCAUUACCACUCUCGUGACAAGUUUCUCGGAUGACACUAGUCUAUACAUGCUGCUCGAAUACACACCUGGCGGCGAAAUAUUCUCUUACCUCCGCCGAGCACGCCGUUUCCCAUUCACGACGGUCCAAUUCUAUGCCGCCGAAAUUACACUGAUCCUCAGCUACCUGCACGACGUCGUCCACGUGGCAUAUCGAGAUCUUAAACCGGAAAACAUCCUCCUUGACGCCGACGGCCAUCUCAAACUCGUCGAUUUCGGAUUUGCCAAAUACCUGCCACCGGCUCCACCAGGCGGUAACAGCAGUGAGAAUGGCCAAGUCGGUUCAGAUGCCCACGGCCGAGGCGUCACCUACACUCUCUGUGGCACACCGGAAUACCUAGCUCCAGAAGUGAUCCGCAACCAAGGACAUGGCAUGGCAGUCGACUGGUGGGCGCUUGGGAUCCUAGUCUACGAAAUGCUGAUCGGCCAACCGCCCUUCUGGGACCAAAACCCCAUGCGCAUCUACGAACAGAUCGUCGCCGGACACAUCCGAUUUCCUUCCUCAUCGUCCUCCUUCCACAUCAACACCGCUUCCAAACAGUUCAUCCUCGCUCUCUGUCGCACUGACCCCACCCAAAGGCUGGGGUUCAUUGCAGGCGGGAGCGGGAGGGUAAUGAAUCACCCAUUCUUUGACGGCGUCGAUUGGGAUAAGCUGUAUUAUAAGAAUGUGAGGGGUCCGAUCAUACCGAGGGUCGAGUGGGCGGGUGAUGCAGGGAAUUUCGAUGAUUAUCCCGAUCCGGAGGAGGGCGAGGAAAGCGAGGGCGGGAGAGGGCCGUAUACGGAGGAGUUAAGGAGGGAGUAUGAGAAGGCUUUUGAGGACUUUUGA